GCCCAACGACAACCCAGGAGGCCGAAGAGGAGCUCACGUGAGAUCGAAGUGUGACGGGCUUUGUGUUGCGCGAAAGACAGAAAUUAUACAAUGAUAUCCUAAAAACAGUAGAGAAAUGUAUACCAAUAGAUCGAUUGGUAUUCACUAUAACAACGUAAUUUAGAUGAAAGUUGGCUGUUCACUCACCAUUCACGGCGACGGCUGUUUCUACAUCGGGAUGGGAGGUAAAAGCGCGAAACCCAAGAUUCCCUCCUAUGAGCCCUACCAGUGCUGUCCCACCAAGCUCGGCCACGGCACCAAGGUCGCCAAGGUCACCAAAAUCGGCCCGAUUACCAAGGACAAGAGCAAAUUUCAAGGUACCGGCAGAACGGAUAAGCCACUACUGCCGGCUUUGAAGCCAAUAAACAAGCUUACGGCCAAGGAGAGCAAAAAAUCAGCGACGAUAUCGAGAAUCGACAACGACGCAAAGGAAUCCAAGUCCAAGGCCAAAAGAGGAUUUUUCGGAAGCGUUGUGGCUGGAAUACCAUACCUCAUGAAGGUCUAAAUGGCCGACACGCACAUCGGCGUCUGGACGCGCGAGGUCGGGCUGUGUGAACGCCGAUUAGGAAAUGAAGAAAGAGGAC
Trachymyrmex septentrionalis is the source of this 623-nucleotide messenger RNA. RefSeq lists its product as uncharacterized. The transcript has 3 exons. The record is from RefSeq and is a predicted model, not a curated record. NCBI's taxonomy places the organism in Eukaryota, Metazoa, Arthropoda, Insecta, Hymenoptera, Formicidae. The coding region runs from base 164 to 544 and encodes 126 amino acids.